This is a messenger RNA of Knipowitschia caucasica, 1245 nucleotides long. NCBI's taxonomy places the organism in Eukaryota, Metazoa, Chordata, Actinopteri, Gobiiformes, Gobiidae. The record is from the annotation of a GenBank genome assembly.
AUGGUGGUGUCAGGAUUCUGCCGCGCUCCUCCUCUGAUGAUCGCGGGAGGCAGAGUGUUUGUGUUCCCAUGCGUCCAGCAGCUUCAAAGGAUCUCCCUGAACACUCUGACUCUGAAUGUGAAGAGCGAUAAGGUCUACACUCGACAUGGAGUCCCCGUGUCUGUCACCGGCAUCGCUCAGAUGAAGAUCCAGGGGCAGAAUAAGGAGAUGUUGGCUGCAGCCUGUCAGAUGUUUAUGGGGAAAUCUGAGCCAGAGAUUGCUCAGAUCGCUCUGGAGACACUGGAGGGACACCAACGAGCCAUCAUCGCUCAUCUCACUGUGGAGGAGAUCUACAAAGACCGUAAGAAGUUCUCAGAGGAGGUUUUCAAAGUGGCCUCGUCUGACUUGGUGAACAUGGGCAUCAGUGUGGUCAGCUACACUCUCAAAGACGUUCACGACGACCAGGAUUAUCUUCAUUCUCUGGGAAAAGGCCGCACUGCUCAGGUCCAGAAAGACGCUCGGAUUGGAGAGGCGCAGAACAAGAGAGACUCCGUGAUCAGGGAAGCCCACGCCAUGCAGGCCAAGAUCUCUGCUCAGUACAAGAAUGAGAUUGAAAUGGCCAAAGCUCAGAGGGACUAUGAGCUCAAAAAAGCAUCUUACGACAUGGAAGUCAACACAAAAAAGGCUGAGUCGGAGAUGGCAUACCAGCUCCAGGUGGCGAAGACGAAGCAGCGCAUCGAGGAGGAGCGGAUGCAGGUGCAGGUGGUGGAGCGCAGUCAGCAGAUCACGCUGCAGGAGCAGGAGAUCACGCGGCGAGAGAAAGAACUGGAGGCAAAAGUCAUGAAGCCUGCGGACGCCGAGAGAUACAGGCUCGAGAAACUGGCCGAAGCACAGCGUCUGAAGCUGAUCAUGGAAGCGGAGGCUGAAGCUGAGUCCAUCAGGAUUAAAGGAGAAGCCGAGGCGUUCGCUCUGGAGGCUAAAGGUCGCGCUGAAGCGGAGCAGAUGGAGAAGAAAGCGGAAGCCUUCAAACAGUACAAGGAUGGAGCCAUGGUCGACAUGCUGCUGGAGAAACUGCCUCUGAUCGCAGAGGAGAUCAGUAAGCCGCUGUGCCAGGCCCAGAAGGUGACCAUGGUGUCCAGUGGAGGAGGUGACGUGGGAGCAGCCAAACUGUCUGGAGAGGUGCUGGAGAUCAUGACCCGGCUCCCAGACGCCGUGGAGAAACUCACCGGGAUCAGCAUCUCACAGGUGACCUCUCGCACUGGGUAA